Molecule: messenger RNA, 3401 nt
Organism: Bicyclus anynana (squinting bush brown)
Lineage: Eukaryota; Metazoa; Arthropoda; Insecta; Lepidoptera; Nymphalidae
Exons: 1
Coding region: 193-1935 (580 amino acids)
Source: RefSeq, a predicted model, not a curated record
CGCACGCCAAUCAGGCAUAAAGGUAAUUCCUUCAUAAUCCGCCUAUAGCGUUGGUGUUGUUUUUGAAAAGACAAUAAAGUUUUAUUAAUAGGUAAGCAUAUUUAUUAUCUUUUCAUUACACUGUUGAAAUUAUGACACUGGUGCAGUCAUUCCUGUGACGUCAGUCAAUGCUUAUAAAAAUACAAAAAUGCCAUGUUAUUUUUUAUAUUUUUGCUCUUGAUUACAAGAAUAGCUUGGUGUAAUCAUGUGGGCAGCACUAUAUUCUACAAAAGGUCCGGGAGAGCUGGAUGCUGGAGUCAGGAGGACAUAGCUCGUUUACGGGCACGGAAAAUUUUCGAAGAUAACAUUAUACCACCAAUCGUCCCACCGCACAAAGUUAACGAUGAAUAUAUAAAGGAGACACUGAAGUAUUUUCGUAAUGCUUUAAAAACCACCGAAACAGGUUUAGAUAAGAAAUCAGCGGUAAUUUUAGAAGAUGUGUUAUUGGACACCAUAGGAGCACAUUUGAGAAGUGAAAUACUACCAGCCGUUAGAUUUGCCUUUUACGCAGGAUACGUUCCCUAUAGAAGAGUAAGAGAAUUGCACGACUUCUACGAUCACAUCAAAAGGUCCCUCAACACGCAAGGCUUGGGGUGGAGAAGACCUUCGACAAUACCGAAACUGUCUAACAUUACCGUUGAAAAAAUUCGUAUAGGAUCUGGGAGACAUUUCACAGAUCCGUGUCUAAGUUUGGUGACAAAAAGAGAUGCGAAUUCUUGUAUUCAUUUGCCGCCUUUAAAAACGGACGACGAUUCUGGACCAACCGCAGUAUCGCUACCUUUUAAAACCGGAGGCUUAGUCAAACUAGUAUCACCGUCUUCGCAAAAUAUCUUGCUGAAAUAUUACACUACCGCUUCGAGAUGCGUAUUGCAUAAUUCGCCUAAAACAUGUCGGCACAACGAUUUUGUGAACUUUAAUAAUGAACUUUGGCAUUGGAUGAAGAGAGACGUCGCCCCGCAUCUAACCGACGAGAAUCUGUAUGCAGCUUAUGGCGGCGUGUUACGUAUAGCCGCCGCUGCUCAAAACUAUGGAAAAGUCUUAUCACGGCGCAACAUUUUCGAAUAUCAGGAUCCUGGAGGGUCCAGAUUCCAUCCAUGGACUUUUUUGAAGCGGUCGUAUAGUAUUAAUGAAUGUUCCAAUGACUAUAACUCAAUUUUUUAUGUCACCGUAAUUAUGAUGAUAGGAUUCUCAAUCUGCUUGAUACAAGUAUGUUGCAGUUACCUUACAGAAGACAACGGAUGUCAAUGCAAACCAUCGCCGAAACAAGCAUCGAGUUGUAAAGACGUCUCGUACGCGAAAGUGGAUUCUAAUAUUCCAGCUAUGUUGCCAAACCAGAACAAUGUAUUUUACGUUGAAGAACAGACUCGAGGCAAGAGAAAUAAGCAAGGAACUUCAUCGCUAGGCUCGAUACAGUCGCAAAGAGUGUACGAUUUGCAUGAGAACACAGAAAAGGUCAUGUCAAUUGUAAUGAAUGAUGAAUCCAGCGAAGAAUCGUCACCACGAUCAAAAAGCAGCGGAGAUGGUUCUGACAUUCUUAACGUGAACCAAACAGCAAGGUCGAAAAGUCCACCGAAGAUAGAUACACCCAUCACUCAAAUACAAAGGAGAGCUCCUAAAAUUAGGGAGCAAACGGCCAUGUUUUCCCCAAGCACUGUUACCAAUUCAGUGUUGACUUAUCAAAGAGGACAAGGAACGGAUUCUUGGUCAGGAAGCGCAAGCUCGACUUCGGCGCAAUCGUUUAGUUCGAUUGGCUCAAAAUCUAAAUGUCGGAAAUCGCGAGCUUCUCGUGACUUGGAGUGGGCACGUCGUGUAGCCUCCAAACAUUCCUUACACGCAAAAUCAUCAGGAACAGAACUGGAUAUGAAUUCGUAUAUAACCCCAAAGUCUCACCGAUGACAAGCAGUAGAUUGUUAUCACUUUGUAGAUAAUGUUUAGAAGUAGUUUACAUAAUUUUUAGGAUAUUUCGUUUUGGAGAAACGUGUAUGAAUUAAGGCAUAUUUAUUUAAGAAAUGUUUAAAAUUUGUAAGGACGUUUAUCAACAUGUUUUAUUUAUACCUACCUAAUAAAUAGUCAACUAAUUCAUUCAAUCAUUUUACAAAACUAUUAUACUAUAUAAUACGUAUUAUGGUCUCGUGCUAAGUUUUAUUUAAAUUCAUUCAGUAGUUUCAGCGUAAUGACCGGUCAACAAAAAUACGGACAGACAGAUAGGCAAAAAUUAAAAAAAAAUGUGUCAAAAUAUCUAUAAAGUUCAGAAUUUGACCUGUUACAGUUUAUUAUAAGUAUAGAUAUAAUAAAGCUUUGCAUGUGCUGAUAAAUAAAAGGUUAUAUUUGAAAAUACUUUGUUUUCAUUCGACCGGUUGUCCUGCCGUGUCGUGCGAACCUCCCUCAAAUUCGAGCUAAUAGGUAGAUGUUGAGAAACACUGGAAGCUUUUUACAAAAUACAUAUUAUACCUACUCAUACGUAGUUUAUAUAUAUACGGAAUAUCUAUUGAAAUUACGGUCUGCAGCUUUGAAAUAUUCAAACCAACAAAAAUACUUACUACUUAUAUCAUUAUCAUCUAUAGGUAGGCACAUACAACCUGCACUGCACCUCAAAGAUAUUCGUAUGUUUUCAUUCUAAGGGUCAUUACAGACUAUAGAGUAAUUUUUGCGCGUAUACGGUCGCUUCAGCAUACGCAUUUACACGCGCGCUAGCGCUACAUUACGCGUUUAAAAAAAAAACGGACUCGCGUAAACGGGCAUAUUUCGGCGUGUUCGCUCGAAACGGCGGUGUCGUGUCAGUAUCUCUGAGAGGUGUCUCUCGCGGCUCGCCCUUAAAUGAGCAUAAAAUCAAAGUGUACAGUGUAUUAUUGGAAACUUAGAAGCACGUCAACGCUCGUACGAGUUGAGCGUGUACCAAAAGGCGCGCCUAUGCGCUUCCAAAAAACGAGCUCAUUCAUACGCGCGAAAAAACGGUAGUCUGACACCGCUCUAAGCAAAACAUCUAUACUAAUAUCAUAAAGCUGAAGAGUUUGUUUAUUAAUUUGUUUGAACGCGCUAAUCUCAGGAGCUACUGGUGCGAUUUGAAAAAAUAUUUCAGUGUUAGAUAGCCCAUUUAUCGAGGAAGGCUUUAGGCUAUGCUAAUAUAUUAUACCCGUAUUCCUAGGGGAACGGGAACCACGCGGGUGAAACCGCGCGGCGUCAGCUAGUUGGUAAAUAAAUAAAAUAAUAACUUAUCUUUGAUAUAUUUUUUAUUUUAUAAAUAGAGGUACAGGUGUCCUACAUAAAUUUGUCAACUGUGAGUAACACAAAAUAAUGGAACAUCAAUAUUACGUAAAUCAUAAAUUAAAAUCUCUAACAAAUUUAUAAACUAUGAAAAUAAA